Molecule: messenger RNA, 1405 nt
Organism: Osmerus eperlanus (European smelt)
Lineage: Eukaryota; Metazoa; Chordata; Actinopteri; Osmeriformes; Osmeridae
Gene: tchp
Product: trichoplein, keratin filament binding
Exons: 12
Coding region: 143-1405 (420 amino acids)
Biological process (GO): apoptotic process
Cellular component (GO): keratin filament
Source: RefSeq, a predicted model, not a curated record
ACGCCCCGUAGCGUAUCUAGGAACUGUUACUAUGAGAAACCAGAGGAUGGAAAGAAAUGCCAGGAUUUGAAGCCGUUUGUUAACUAGCUAGGCUAGCUUUGUCAGCAGAACUUGCAUUAUCUUUGAGAACAUUAAACGAUCAAUGGCUCUACCUACGCUAUCAUCCCGGUGGCCGAGUCGAACCCGUUCACUGGAAAGACAGCUGGUGCGGCAGCGGGAACAGGAGGCCCGUUGUCGACAGCAGUGGGAAUUGCAUUCGCAGUAUUUCAGAGAGCAGAACGUUCGCAGCAGUAAACAAGCCGAGUGGAGCUCUCGUCAAUCUUACCAGCAGAGCAUGUCGGCGUACCAUCGAGACAGACUGAAAGAGGAGAAGAGGUCGAGCCUGGAGAGGCGCAGGGAACGUCUGAAGGUCCUGCUGCAGGAUGAGACCGACCAGCUCGAGGAAGAGCUUCGGAAGAUGGUCCCCGACACGAGCGCCUUGGCGAGGCUGCUGGUGGAGAAGACGGAAGACCUCCGCACGGCUCGAGAGGAACGAAGAAAGAGACUUGCACAACAGCUGCUGAAAGAGCACUGGAAGAAGAACAACUCUGAACUGAGGAAGGUCGAGUCAGAAUUACACAAAGAUCAUGUGGUGAGCCGCUGGCAGGAACAGACGAGUGAGAAGCUUCAGCAAGAGGCCGCGGAGCAGGAGGAGAAGAGGCGCUUCGAGAACGAGUACGAGCGGACGCGCCGAGAGGCCCUGGAGAGGAUGAGGCAGGAGGAGGAGCGGAGGAGGGCGGAGGAGCGGGAGAGGGCGGAGGAGCUCCGGAGACAGAUGGAGGAACUGAAGCUGAGAGAGGAGGAGGCCAGCCGUCUCAAGAAGGAGCACGAGGCUCUGCUGUCUCAGAGCUGGGAGCUGGAGAGACUGGAGCAGGAGAGGAAGAGGGUGGAGGAAUGCCGGAAGAAAACUGAAAUGGGGCGUUUCCUGGUCCGCCAGUACCGUGCCCAGCUGAAGAAGAGGGCCCAGCAGGUGCAGGAGGAACUGGAGGCGGACCGCAGGAUCCUGGCGACCCUGCUGGAGGGGGAGCAGGACGACCACCGGCAGGAGAGCGCCCGGAGGGAGAGGGCGGUGGCCGACGCCGCCUGGAUGAAGCACGUCAUCGAGGAGCAGCUGGUGCUGGAGAGGCAGAGGGAGGCCGAGUUUGAUGUCCUGUACAGGGAGGAGGCCCAGCGCGUGUGGGAGAAGAGGGAGGCGGAGUGGGAGAAGGAGAGCAGAGCCCGGGAGCGCCUCAUGCAGGAGGUCCUGGCGGGCAGGCAGCAGCAGCUGGAGCAGAAGGUGCAGCAGAACCGGGAGGACCAGGAGGAGACCCUGAGGAGGCGCGAGGAGCUCAUCCAGGAGCUGGAGCUGGAGAGGAGGACAGCAUGA